Messenger RNA from Cynocephalus volans (Philippine flying lemur), 1689 nucleotides. It is a transcript of the gene AK5, whose product is annotated as adenylate kinase 5. Gene Ontology annotation, biological process: ATP metabolic process. The transcript is spliced from 14 exons. Gene Ontology annotation, molecular function: ATP binding; nucleoside diphosphate kinase activity; AMP kinase activity. The record is from RefSeq and is a predicted model, not a curated record. Gene Ontology annotation, cellular component: cytoplasm. Bases 1 to 1689 code for a protein of 562 amino acids. Lineage: Eukaryota; Metazoa; Chordata; Mammalia; Dermoptera; Cynocephalidae.
AUGAACACCAGCGACCCCAAGGAGUAUCUGGCCCGGAGGGAAAUCCCUCAGCUCUUCGAGAGCCUUUUGAAUGGACUGAUGUGUUCUAAGCCUGAAGACCCAGUAGAGUACUUGGAAAGUUGUUUACAGAAAGUAAAGGAACUAGGUGGCUGUGACAAGGUGAAAUGGGAUACAUUUGUCAGCCAGGAAAAGAAGACUUUACCUCCGCUAAAUGGAGGACAGUCACGGAGAUCCUUUCUAAGAAAUGUAAUGCCUGAAAAUUCAAACUUUCCAUAUCGGCGGUAUGAUCGGCUCCCUCCAAUCCAUCAAUUCUCCAUAGAAAGUGACACGGAUCUCUCUGAGACUGCAGAGUUAAUUGAGGAGUAUGAGGUUUUUGAUCCUACUAGACCUCGGCCAAAAAUCAUUCUUGUCAUAGGUGGUCCGGGAAGUGGAAAGGGUACGCAAAGUUUGAAAAUUGCAAAACGUUAUGGCUUCCAGUACAUUUCAGUGGGAGAAUUAUUAAGAAAGAAGAUCCACAGUACCAGCAGCAAUAGGAAAUGGAGUCUUAUUGCCAAGAUCAUUACAACUGGAGAAUUGGCCCCACAGGAAACAACAAUUACAGAGAUAAAACAAAAAUUGAUGCAAAUACCUGAUGAAGAGGGCAUUGUUAUUGAUGGAUUUCCAAGAGAUGUUGCCCAGGCUCUAUCUUUUGAGGACCAAAUCUGUACUCCCGACUUGGUGGUAUUCCUGGCUUGUGCCAAUCAGAGGCUCAAAGAAAGAUUACUGAAGCGUGCAGAACAACAGGGGCGGCCUGACGACAAUAUGAAAGCUACCCAAAGGCGACUAAUGAACUUCAAGCAGAACGCUGCUCCACUGGUUAAAUACUUCCAGGAUAAAGGGCUCAUCAUGACAUUUGAUGCUGACCGAGAUGAGGAUGAGGUGUUCUAUGACAUCAGCGUGGCAGUUGACAGCAAAUUAUUUCCAAACAAAGAGGCUGCAGCAGGUUCAGGUGACCUUGAUCCUUUGAUGAUGUUGGACACUGGAGAGAUCAUUGACACAGGUUCUGAUUAUGAAGAUCAGGGUGAUGACCAGUUAAAUGUAUUUGGAGAAGACACCAUGGGAGGCUUCAUGGAAGAUUUGAGGAAGUGUAAAAUUAUUUUCAUGAUUGGUGGCCCUGGCUCUGGCAAAGGCACACAGUGUGAAAAGCUGGUGGAAAAAUAUGGAUUUACACAUCUCUCAACUGGUGAGCUCCUGCGUAAUGAGCUGGCAUCAGAAUCUGAAAGAAGCAAAUUGAUCAGAGACAUCAUGGAACGUGGAGACCUGGUGCCCUCAGGUGUCGUUCUGGAGCUCCUGAAGGAGGCCAUGGUGUCCAGCCUCAGCAACACCAAGGGCUUCCUGAUCGACGGCUACCCACGGGAAGUGAAGCAAGGGGAGGAGUUCGGACGCAGGAUUGGAGACCCACACUUGGUGAUCUGCAUGGACUGCUCGGCAGACACCAUGACCAACCGCCUUCUCCAGAGGAGCCAGAGCAGCCCGCGCGUGGACGACACCACCAAGGCCAUCGCCAAGCGCCUCGAGACCUACUACCGAGCAUCCAUCCCCGUGAUCGCCUACUAUGAGACAAAAACACAGCUACAGAAGAUAAAUGCAGAGGGAACACCAGAAGAAGUUUUUCUUCAACUCUGCAUUGCUAUUGACUCUAUUUUCUGA